Bipolaris maydis ATCC 48331 is the source of this 1240-nucleotide messenger RNA. RefSeq lists its product as uncharacterized. Lineage: Eukaryota; Fungi; Ascomycota; Dothideomycetes; Pleosporales; Pleosporaceae. The record is from RefSeq and is a predicted model, not a curated record.
CACCUAUUUUACCUCUUGCCUAGCAAGCAUCCUCUUCCACAGCUCCAGCUACCCUCCCUAGCCCUGCUUUUUCCCUCCCAAGCGUACCCUACCCGGUACCAAUUCACCCUACAACCAUGAUCUUCGGAGGCCUUGAGUUAGUCGCAGGCGGCUAUCUGCUCCACCGGCACUACCGCAAAAAGAACCAAGCAAAUACCGCUGAAGAUAACGCCCAGCACAGAAGGCAUCACACCUUCCCCAGUGCAAUCUGCCCGAAACAGCAGCAGCAGCACCACAACAUCCAACACCCAUCACAACCACCCCAGCACCAUCAACCCACCCCUCCCCAUCAAAAAUACGCCUACUACGCAAUAGCACCCCAACCCCGGCCACAACUCUACACCCCCCAAACUCUUCCUACCCAGGAUUUCCACCACCACCCACCACCUCUCCCCCCGCACCAGCGCCCCCCUCCUCUCCCACAAACCCACAGCUUCACCAUCCCCCGGCGUCCCGUACCUGAGCGGAAACCCCAAAUAAUAAUUCAGCCCUCGCUCCAACGCUCCGACUCCUUCGCCACCCUCUCCCGCAUGCCCAUCGCCAACGGCUCGCGGCCGCACGACGUGCGCGAAGAAAGUCCUGCCUGUAUAACACCUACUGCUGGCGCAGCGCUCGGAGUAGCAACAGGCACAGUAUAUGGGAACCACGGAUACUCCAUGUCGACGCCGGCGUUUGGUGCCACGGCUACGUCGCCCGGGUUGACGUACGAGAUGGCUACGCCGGAGCAGGUCGAGGGCUGGGAGAGGUAUGGCGCGUAUGGCCGUGAAGACAGGGACGAGGCGAGACCGCAUUAUGCCCCCACCGUUUCCACGGAGCUGGGGGAGCGGGAUGUUGCGCCGCCGCCGUAUGUUCCUUGAUGCCGUCAUUACAUGUUUGAGCUUUUAGCGCUUUUCCUUUCUUUGUUUUUAAUCUUCUUGCGCCCGGAUUGCGGCUUGUUUGGGUUCUACAUCUCUUAGUGACUGCCAUUUUCUUUGGCAUGUGUAUAGUAUUUUUUUUUGUUUAAAUUGAUGGAAUGGGAUUUUAUUGCAUAGCAUAACUCUUGGUGUUAAUCACUGGUCCCGCCGUCAUCACGCGGACAACCCAUGCUGAAGGAAUCGCUCUCUCUCUCUCUCUCUCUCUCUGUACCGAUUGACUCCUCAGCUCAGCCCCCAAUCCAUAUAUCUUAGUAUACACGACUCAGACGCCACAUCACAUCAAACGA